This is a messenger RNA of Paramuricea clavata, 984 nucleotides long. The record is from the annotation of a GenBank genome assembly. Lineage: Eukaryota; Metazoa; Cnidaria; Anthozoa; Malacalcyonacea; Plexauridae.
AUGAAAAAGAAAAAUUUCCAUUUCAAUAAAAUCCAAGAAAUUGAAAAUGCUAGCAACGAUCCACUGCUAUUUUGGAAAACAUUAAAAAAUAUCAGUGACGAUCUUGAUUUUAAUGAAACUAAGAAAGGCCCACAACCAAGUGAAUGGCUGAAUCAUUUUGAAACACUUCAUUCAGAACAUCAAUUAAACAAGGAACAAAACGAAAUUGUUGAAUGCCUGAAAAACUAUGAAAAAAUCAAAGACAACUUAACCGAACUUGAAAACAUCAUCACAGAAGAUGAACUACUAAAAGCAGCUAAAAAGUUAAAAUCUAAAAAGGCUGUCUAUAACGACAAAAUCAGAAACGAAAUGAUUAAAUCUAGUAUUGGAAUUCUCUCUAAAGCUUUUCUAAAAAUUUUUAACAACAUCUUAACAUCGGGGAAGUUUCCUGAAUCAUUGACCGAAGGCUUAAUAACCCCGAUCCAUAAAUCAGGAAACUCCCUCGAUCCAAACAACUACCGAGGUAUUUGUGUUUCAAGCUGCAUGGGCAAAUUAGUUUGCUCAAUUUUGAAUAAUAGAUUGAUGAAUUUCGCAAACGAAAUGCAAUUAAUUCACCCAACUCAAAUUGGACUCAUGCCUGGAAAUAGAACGGCUGACCAUAUUCUUACGCUGAAAACUCUGCAUGAUAAAUAUGUCAAACAGAGUGGAAAAGAAAAAAUCUAUGCAUGUUUUCUUGACUUUAGAAAAGCUUUUGAUUCUGUUUGGCAACAAGGCUUAUUUUACCAACUUAUCAUAAACAACAUAGGGGGACACUUCUACGAUUUAAUUCAAGACCUCUACUCAAACACGAAAUGUGCAAUAAAACUAUCUGAAAACAGAACACCGUUUUUUCCUUACAAAAAGGGAGUCCGUCAAGGAUGCAUUCUAAGCCCUUUAUUAUUUAAUAUUUACAUAAACGAUCUUCCAAAAAUGUUUCAACAAACACAAUCAGAUCCAUUUCUAUAA